Messenger RNA from Sodiomyces alkalinus F11, 5289 nucleotides. Its product is annotated as brefeldin A resistance protein. The transcript is spliced from 2 exons. NCBI's taxonomy places the organism in Eukaryota, Fungi, Ascomycota, Sordariomycetes, Glomerellales, Plectosphaerellaceae. Gene Ontology annotation, molecular function: ABC-type transporter activity; ATP hydrolysis activity; ATP binding. Gene Ontology annotation, biological process: transmembrane transport. The record is from RefSeq and is a predicted model, not a curated record. Bases 455 to 4879 code for a protein of 1474 amino acids. Gene Ontology annotation, cellular component: membrane.
CGACUCUGCUCAUACUUCUUUUCGUUCUUCCUCCCCCUUUACUCUCAUUCCUUCCAUUUUCUUCCUCCCCUCCUUUUUUUGUCGUUAAAGACUUAAACGCUGCUCAAAUUCUCUUCACUUUCCCGUACUUUGUUUCCCGUCACCGUGCGUACCGCCUCGGGAAAUCGCAGAGUGAUCUAGUCUCGGAUCACCAGCCUCGUGGUCGUCGUCUGGCGUUGACUCGCCACGGCCACGACUGAGAUCGCCUUCUGAUAUCACAACAACCGUCCCGUCUGCACAAAAGAAAAGCCAUCGUGCUGAGGGGCGCACUCUCAGCGUUGCUGCAUUUCGAAGGUGGGAGGACGUGUCCUAGACAUCAGCCAGCUCAGGCCAGGAGAAUCCUCUCGAAUUUUCUCCUAUUUCACUCUCUUUCCGGCCUCCCUUCCCACUACUGCAAAGCCUUCCGCCAAAAAACAUGACGGAUAAAGUCCCUAGAAUGAGUGACGACCGCCAGACUUCUGAGGACAGUCACAGGGCAUCCUCCACCGAUACCGAGAAUGCGCGAGAGGAGGCCCGUCGAAGAAACCCUCGCGGAUUCACAAACGUCGACCAGGGCGUCUCGGUCGAGCAAGCCGAGGCCGAUUUCGCCGAACUGCGACGUGAGCUGUCGGGCAUUUCUCGUGCCAGCCGAGUUGCCAGCCGUCGUAAGUCGGGUGUCCAUGUCGACCCCGAGAAGGCCGUGGACCUCGCCGCCUCCUCUUCUGACGGCAGCUUCGAGCAGUUCGACCUGGAAAGUGCCCUGCGCGGUGGCUUGGACGCUGAGCGCGAAGCUGGCAUUCGUCCCAAGCACAUCGGUGUGUACUGGGAUGGUCUCACCGUCAAGGGUAUGGGCGGCACCGCCAACUAUGUCCGCACCUUUCCCGAUGCCUUUGUGAGCUUCUUCGACGUCGUUAGCCCCAUUAUCAACCUUCUGGGCCUGAAGAAGAAGGGCGUGGAGCGCACCCUGUUGGACGACUUCCGGGGCGUCUCCUUACCCGGAGAGAUGGUCCUCGUUCUUGGCAGGCCCGGCUCCGGUUGCACCACAUUCCUCAAGACCAUCGCCAACCAACGGGCUGGAUACACAUCCGUCGAGGGUGAUGUCCGAUACGGGCCCUUCACCGCCAAGGAGUUCAACCGCUACCGCGGCGAGGCCGUGUACAACCAGGAGGACGACGUCCAUCUCUCGACGCUGACUGUUGAACAGACCCUGAAUUUUGCCCUCGAGACCAAGACCCCCAAGAAGCGCCCAGCCGGCAUGUCCAAGCAGGACUUCAAGGCCACCGUCAUCUCUACCUUGCUCAAGAUGUUCAACAUUGAGCAUACGAGACACACCGUGGUCGGCGACGCCUUUGUGCGUGGCAUCUCCGGAGGCGAAAAGAAACGCGUCUCGAUUGCCGAGAUGAUGGUCACCAACGCCUGUAUCCUCUCUUGGGAUAACAGCACCCGGGGCUUGGACGCCAGUACUGCCCUCGACUUCACUAAAUCUCUCCGCGUGCUGACCAACCUUUACAAGACGACAACGUUUGUGUCGCUAUACCAAGCCUCGGAAAACAUCUAUAACCUGUUCGACAAGGUCAUGGUCAUUGACAGCGGAAAGCAAGUCUUCUUCGGCCCCGUAGCCGAAGCGAGGGCCUACUUCGAGGGCCUCGGCUUUGCUCCCAGGCCGCGCCAGACCACGCCUGACUACCUGACCGGCUGCACCGACGAGUUCGAGCGGGAGUACGCACCCGGCCGUUCUCCCGAGAAUGCACCGCGCGACGCCGAGACCCUGGCCCAGGCGUUCAAGUCCUCGGCAUUCCAGAAGCGCCUCGGCGCCGAGAUGGAAAACUAUAAGGCCAACCUGGAAAAGGAGGCCGACCGUCACGAGGACUUCCGCGUCGCCGUGUGUGAGGCGAAGCGCGGGUCAUCCCACCGGUCCGUCUACUCGGCCGGCUUCCACCUUCAGGUCUGGGCUCUCAUGAAACGCCAGUUCCUCCUCAAGCUGCAGGACCGCUUCCUUCUUUCCCUUUCCUGGCUCCGUUCCAUCGUGAUCGCCAUCGUCCUUGGUACCCUGUUCUACGACCUCGGCAGCACCUCGGCCAGCGCCUUCAGCAAGGGCGGCCUCAUGUUCAUCGCCCUCUUGUUCAACGCCUUCCAGGCCUUCUCCGAGCUCGCAGGCACCAUGCUGGGCCGCGGCGUCGUCAACAAGCACAAAGCGUACGCCUUCCAUCGGCCCUCGGCUCUCUGGAUAGCCCAGAUCCUCGUGGACCAGGUGUUCUCCGCCAGCCAGAUCAUGGUUUUCUCCAUUAUCGUCUACUUCAUGACGGGCCUCGUCCGGGACGCGGGCGCCUUCUUCACAUUCUACCUCAUGGUCCUGUGCGGUAACAUCGCCAUGACUCUCUUCUUCCGCACACUGGGCUGCGUCAGCCCGGAUUUCGACUACGCCAUCAAGUUUGCUUGCGUGCUCAUCACCUUCUUCGUCGUCACGUCGGGCUAUCUGAUACAGUACCAGUCCAUUCCACCGUGGUUCCGCUGGAUGUUCUGGGUGAAUUCUUUAGGCUUAGCCUUUGCCGGCAUGAUGGAGAACGAGUUUGGCCGCAUCGAUUUGACCUGUUCCGACGAGUCGCUCAUCCCUUCAGGCCCGGGCUACGGCGAUAUCAACCAUCAGGUCUGCACGCUGCCCGGUUCCCGGCCUGGCACGACCUUUGUCGAGGGCUCUGACUACAUCUCGCAGGGAUUUUCGUACUACCCCGGAGGACUCUGGCGCAACUUCGGCAUCAUUAUGGCCCUCAUCAUUUUCUUCCUCAUCCUCAAUGUCGUCUUCGGCGAGCUCGUCAAGUUCGGCGCCGGCGGCAACACGGCCAGGGUGUACCAGAAACCGAAUGCUGAGCGCAAGAAGCUCAACCAGGCGCUGCUGCAGAAACGCGACGGGAAGCGGAAGGGCAAGAAGGAGGCCGAGAGCUCGGAGGGUCUCGAGAUUCAGUCGGAGAGCGUGCUUACCUGGGAGAAUCUCGACUACGACGUGCCGGUUCCGGGGGGCACCCGUCGCCUGCUCAACAACGUCUUUGGGUACGUCAAGCCGGGGCAACUCACCGCCCUUAUGGGCGCUUCGGGUGCCGGAAAGACCACCCUCCUCGACGUCCUCGCGGCGCGGAAGAACAUUGGUGUCAUUACGGGGGAUGUGCUCGUCGAUGGUGUCAAGCCGGGGAAGCAGUUCCAGCGCAGUACUUCGUAUGCCGAGCAAAUUGACAUGCACGACCCGACACAGACGGUUCGGGAGGCGCUUCGGUUCUCGGCUGACCUCCGACAACCUUUUGAGACACCGCAGGAAGAACGAUACUCGUAUGUGGAAGAGAUCAUCGCGCUGCUGGAGAUGGAGGAAAUCGCGGAUUGCAUAAUCGGCACGCCCGAGUCGGGCCUGACGGUCGAGCAGCGCAAGCGUGUCACAAUCGGCGUCGAACUGGCCGCGAAGCCCGAGCUUUUGCUUUUCCUGGACGAACCGACAUCGGGCCUUGAUAGCCAGAGCGCGUAUAACAUUGUCCGCUUUCUGCGGAAGUUGGCGGCGGCCGGCCAGGCUAUCCUGUGCACCAUCCACCAGCCCAACGCUGCCCUCUUUGAUCACUUUGACCGGUUGCUGCUGUUGCAGAGGGGUGGCCGCACCGUCUACUUCGGCGACAUCGGCCCGGACGCGAGUAUUCUGCGUGACUAUCUGAGCCGCCACGGUGCCGACGCCAAACCGACAGAUAACGUGGCAGAGUUCAUGCUCGAGGCCAUCGGCGCGGGCUCGACGCCUCGCAUCGGCUCGCGUGACUGGGCGGACAUCUGGGACGAGAGCCCAGAGCUGGCCAACGUCAAGGAGACCAUCCGGCAGAUGAAGGAGCAACGGUCGGCCGCUGUCAAAUCCAUCGACCCGAGCCUCGAGAAGGAAUACGCCAGCCCCGUGCUUCACCAGCUGAAGGUGGUCGUCGCCCGGAUGAACCGCAGCUUCUGGCGCAGCCCCAACUACCUCUUCACCAGGCUCUUCAACCACGUCGCGGUGGCGCUGAUCACGGGGCUGACGUACCUCAACCUCGACAACAGCCUGAUCAGCCUGCAGUACAAGGUGUUCAUCAUGUUCCAGGUGACGGUGCUGCCGGCGCUCAUCAUCAGCCAGGUGGAGGUCAUGUUCCACGUCAAGCGGGCCAUCUUCUUCCGCGAGGCGUCGUCCAAGAUGUACAACCCGUUCACGUUUGCCACUUCCAUGGUGGUGGCCGAGAUGCCGUACUCGAUCCUCUGCGCCGUAGUGUUCUUCGUGCUCAUCUACUUCCCGCCGGGUCUGCAGGCGGAGGCGUCGCGGGCGGGCUACCAGUUCCUCAUGGUCCUCAUCACCGAACUCUUCUCCGUGACGAUGGGCCAGGCUCUCGCGGCGCUGACGCGGUCGUCCUUCAUCUCGUGCCAGUUCGACCCGUUCAUCAUGAUCACGUUCGCGCUGUUCUGCGGCGUGGUCAUCACGCCGCCGCAGAUGCCGGGUUUUUGGCGCGCCUGGCUGUACCACCUCGAUCCCUUCACGCGGCUCAUCGGCGGCAUGGUCACGACGGCGCUGCAGGGGGUCGAAGUGCAGUGUACGCCGGGCGAGCUCAGCGCGUUCACGGCGCCCGAGGGGCAGACGUGCGGCGAGUACAUGCGGGACUUUUUCGACGCGGGCGGUCCCGGGUAUCUGGUCAGCAAUGAUACGCAGUCGUGCGAGUACUGCGCGUUCCAGGUGGGCGAUGAGUUUUACGAGCCCAUGCUGUUCGAGUUCGGGCUGCGGUGGCGGGAGCUGGGCAUUUUCCUGGCUUUCGUGGGCAGCAAUUUGAUCAUUCUCUUCGCAGCGUCUCGAUUCCUCAACUUCAACCGGAGAUGAGCAACUGGUUUCGGCCUGUUGACAAUUUUUUCUUAUACAUUCCUUAUAAUACCAUACAUUGGGUUCGUCAUGGCCCAGAUAGAGUACAGUGAUAGAGGUGGGAAAAGCGGAGCAUAUAGGCGCAUCGGGCAUCGGGCAUCUUAUCACUGGCUUUCUUUGAUAUUGUUCCUGUUUUCUUCGGAUUUUUUUUUCCUCUUUUCCAUUUGCACCUUUUUCUCUCUUUUUCUCUCUCUUUGUUUUACAGCAGAUAUAGCGUGGCGCUUAGCUGGCUGUCCUUGAACAGGCUUGUUAGACUAAACCAAAAGAACAGUUGACGAAAUCCUGCCUGGAGCAAGUAUAUGCAUACAAGGGAUGUGAAGGGAAUCGGGGACAGAAGGGAAAUAAUUGUGCAGUCCCCAAAGACAACUAAA